Molecule: messenger RNA, 2585 nt
Organism: Pocillopora damicornis (cauliflower coral)
Lineage: Eukaryota; Metazoa; Cnidaria; Anthozoa; Scleractinia; Pocilloporidae
Source: RefSeq, a predicted model, not a curated record
AUUAAGAUAACAAAGAGCACAGAGAUAAAUAUUCCUUCACAAAAGAAGAAAAAAUUGGAUCGAAGUGAACCCUUCUGAAAUAAUAAGAGUCGGUUUGAUUGACGGUGGAAAAGAACGUAAUCGCUGAAAAACAAAACGACAAGGGAUAUUGCUCUACCAUCUGUAUUUACCAUUGACACAAAGAAAAAUUAAUAUCCCCGUUGGGCCCAUUAAAAACAAAAAAACAAAUAAAACUCAAUUAAGGUGCUUAAACAAAAGAAUAGAAACGAUUGCAUGGAAAACGACUUAACAUAUGCUAAAACGGCUUGCACUGUAAAUGCUGAUGGUAAACGAUUGUUAAACUUGAGCGCACGGAAGCAACAUGCAGCACAACGAGAACUCGACGUUCGACUCGUUCACAGAUCUCAUCAACACAACAACACGUCCGUCGGAAGAGAGGUACGUCUUGGACCACUGGGCUUUUAAGUUUUUCUCUUAUUUCUUUGGCAUUGCUUUUGGUAUUUUUUCGCUUUGCUGCCUUGUUUUCAUCGUUCGACAAUGUAAGCAGCCAUCAAGCAGUCGGAGCAUCCACAGUCGCUUUACAACUGUUCAACUGUUUGUGGCAGCGGCUUUGAAAGAAGUCGCGCUAUUUUGGUCCCCUCUGCUGUUAGACGGUGAAACAACUGAAAUAGUAUUAAUAACACUACUUGUAGAUUGUGUCUCGGUAGCGCUGAUUCUGACUGCUUUUAGCAUUCUUCUCCUCAUAUUGCUGGAAUCAACCAAAAUAUCAUUAGCUCCACCGAGGCUCCAAAACAUUUGGGUGUUGCUCGGAUUUACAGUGGUUCCGACCGUAAUUAUGCUCACAUUCAACCUGUUGGUGCUGUACGUCAGAGAAGUUUGGUACCUCGUAUCCUAUGUGACAAUUCUUGGCUGGGGAAUAUUCAUCUGCGUUGGUUACCUAAUAGCAGGACACAGGAUGUGGCGAAACCUGAAGUCAUCGCGACAGCUCGGAACAUCUUCGGGAGAUCGAAAGCUCAGAAACAUAACCUUCCUUGUAUUCGUAGCACCGUGGAUCACUGCAGUAUUUCUAAUUCUCGACGUCUGCCUCGCUGCCAGCUUUUACGAAAUGUCAUCAGUGGCGGUCACCGAAAAGGAAAUCUGGGAGAGAUAUACGAUAGCAUUUUUGCUCCAGAGCUGCGAGUUUACAAUUGUGCUUCUGAUAUUCGGAGUUGUCGUAAGAACGAAGUCUGGAAAAGGUUCAGUUGAUAAUGCUCCAACAGUACAGUUAGGAACAUUUUUUGAUGAAGAGCCAAAGACAGAGAACUAAGAAGAUGACAACGAAUAUGGAAGUAAAAUCAUCACACCAAAGUAAGACAUGGAUUCCUGUGGGACGUUCUUUCUUUCCCACACAAGUAACUUUAGUUGCGAGAAAAGAAUUCAACUAUAAUAGCAAUUAGAUAGCAAAACAAGAAUACAAUGCGAGUCGAUUGAAAAUUUAAAAAUUCUUCAAAAGAGGGAGCUACUACAAAGCCAGCGUGACGGGCACUCAGUGACGUAAAUCUAGAGCGUGAGUUUGUAGGGACGUUGUGGGAAGAGGGAAAACGCACCUCUUUCGAGCGCGCGUGCCAAGGAACAAACGCUUCUUUAACUGGAGCGGUUGCUACACAGAAUGUUAACGAGGUCGAGCCUUUCAACUUGAGGACACAACUAAGAUAAUCCUCAACUGAAAUUAUAAUAACUUCUCCUGCUAAAUUUUACCUUUCAGUGUUACCUAAUAGUUAAUAUAUAAUCCUUGAAACGUAAUUUUUUAUAUAGCGAUAGACUCUUUCUCAGAGAGCCGCGUUCAAUUUACGUGGUGAUUUCAUUCGCAAACUUUACAAUUCAGCGCACUGUCUAUUUAACAUGACAAGGUUUUUCAAUCAAUAUUUACCAAGGACAAAGGUACAAGGGAUUAUGUCCUCGCUUGUGAAAAGCCGCUUUUGUCGCGUAGUCGGUAGCGACACAACCCUUUUCGGGUUGGCCCUUAUCCAAUCGAGGAAGACAAUGGUAAAGAAUAUGAACUUAAAAUAAAAAUUACAUCAUGAAUGGUCUUAUUAUGGAGUUCAACAAUCAAUAACCACUUCGUGAAUAUUCAUUAAAUAAAGAAAAUAUUUUUCUCGUCUCAGUUCUUUGAGAAUGACCAAGGAAAGAUAAUGUUAAAAGGUCAAUGUUAGUAAAAAAAAAUUGAUAAAUUGAUUGGUAGUUUUUGCCAUGAAAUAUUCCAAGCACGCGAUUUUGAUAAAAAGAUGUCACCUCCUUAAUUUCAGUCAGGAAACAUAACUAUAAAGCAGAGAUUCAGCAAUUGUAAAGCACACCAGAUAAGUAAGGCUAAUGCAAUAACCUUCCACAAAGAUGCUCUGAAUUCUCUUUUCAAAGUCUCCUUCGCCUGAAGUUAGAACGCACUUCUUAUAAAUUGGAAUACCGACGAUAUAAAUAAAGUCAAUUCCGAACUCUCGUUAAUCUAAAAAAAAAAAACAAAAAGAGAACAAAUAAACACAAACUACUCAACAGAAGCAAUAACAAUCCGAAUGCGUGCAUAACAAUUAACGAAUCCGCAUUACACUAAA